UGACUAUUCAAAAAAAUAGGGGAAAAAUCUUAAUUGUGAGUUCCUUCGCGGAGAAGUUUCCAAUAAAAGACAACAAAAUAAUAAUGCUUUCGGCACUGGAAUCGAUUUGACAGGGAAUGUUGUUUCCCGGAACUUGGAGAAUCAGAGUAAAUCCACCUCUGGAGGGAAAGCAAAAUGAAAAUUACCAACAUUUAAGCAAAAGUUGAAACAUUACAAACUUAUGAGGGUAACAUCAGCUGUACCGCCAAAUAGCUUUUUGAAUGAAAAAUGAGAAUCAGCCUUAAUACUUGCAGUAGAAGAUUUGCUGCACAGUAUAAUUGAAAUAGUGCGAGGGGAGAAUCUAAAUAUUUAUACUAUUGGAUUGAGGAAGCAGAAGACAAAAGUUUUAGUACAGUGCGUGUCUGCGUUACAUGUGCAUGGGAAGGGACCCGGAAGAAGAUAGUGAAGUGGAAAGCUUAUUUAUUAUAGUAUAGAGUAAGCAGAAUCGAACAAAGUGAAGAAUAUCGAAGUUUCAUGGGAAAGACCAAGAAAGGGGACAUUCUAAUGGGUAUAAGAGGAGCAAAACGUCUUCGCCAAGAUGAUAAUUCGAGUUGGAGACCUGGAAUUUCUUCCCCUGUAGAUCUUGCAGAUAUGGAUUUAAGGAAACCCGAUCCAGAGUCAUUUGCUAGAAGAUACCAGCUUGAGGUCCUAAGAAAGGCGAUUGAUGAAAACACAAUUGCAUACCUUGAUACGGGUGCUGGAAAAACUUUAAUAGCGGUUAUGCUCAUCAGGUCAUAUGCGCACUUAAUUAGGAAACCACAAAACAACAUUGCAGUAUUCAUGGUUCCAACUGUUAUUUUAGUUCGACAGCAAGCUGAAGUCCUAAAGAUGCACACUGAUCUUAAGGUUGGUCAAUAUUGGGGAGACAUGGGGGUUGAUUUCUGGGAUUCCAGAAAAUGGAAAAAGGAACUUGAAACUCAUGAGGUGUUUGUGAUGACUCCUCAAAUAUUUUUGGACAAUUUACGACACUGUCAUUUCCAUUUCAAGACAGUCAGACUCAUGAUAUUUGAUGAGUGUCAUCAUGCACGGAAAAACACGCCAUAUGCUUGUAUUAUGAAUGAAUUUUAUCAUAGAAAAUCUGAACAUGUGAAGAAUCUUCCCAGAAUAUUUGGAAUGACCGCAUCUCCUGUGUCUUCGAGUGGAACUAGUUCAUCAAAUUGUGCAGCUGAGGUUCAGCAGCUUGAAACUAUAUUGAAUGCAAAGGUAUAUACGCUUGAAGAUACAGCAGAAUUGGAGCGUGUUCUUGCCUAUCCUGAUUUGAAAAGAAAUUAUUAUGAUUCUGCAGAGGUUCCAUACUCUUUGUUACAAAAGUUCAGGAUAGAAUUGGAACACAUCCAAUACAAGCAUACUCAAUUUGAGAGCAAUGACAUUUAUGGUGGGUCUCUCGAGAAGGCAAGAAAAAAAAUUGGGAAACUUUAUUUAAAUAUUUUAUAUUGUGCUGAGGAGAUGGGCAUAUGGUGUGCGUCCAAGGCUUCGGAGAUUCUCUUGAACACCAAAAUCAACAGUUUUGAGGGAAGUCUGGUAUGUCAUGAGUUUGUUACUAAUUCCAGCAAGCAUUUUCUUCAGGAUGCACUCAAUGUGUGCAAUAAAUUUUUACCUUCAGAUAAAUCAUGGCGAUGUGGAAAAAAUCUCAAUGGAGAUGUUGUUUCUGGAUAUUUGAGCCCGAAGAUUCAAUGUCUUAUUCAAUCAUUGUUGGAGUAUAGGGAUUGGAAACAAGUGAGGUGCAUUGUAUUUGUUACAAGGGUGAUAGCAGCCAUUGUUCUUGGAAACUUACUGGGUUAUCUAGAUUGCUUCUCGGGUUUCAAGACAGAAUAUAUAGUUGGAAGUCAAAUAAAAUUACAAGCUCAAACUAGAAGGCAGCAAACAGAGAUAGUUGAUGCAUUUCGUGAUGGAAAGGUUAAUAUCAUUGUAGCAACCUCAGUCCUUGAAGAGGGUUUUGACAUUAAGGGGUGCAACUUGGUUAUACGAUAUGAUUUCUCAGACACAAUGUGUAGCUUUAUACAAUCACGUGGCCGUGCCAGGAUGCAAGAUUCUGACUAUGUUUUCCUCGUCAAGAGGGACGAUGUUGAAGAAGAAAGAAAGAUUGAUAAUUAUAUCAAAAGUGAGCAAACCAUGAGAGAUGUGGCAUUGAAUAGAACUCGCACGCCAUAUGACCUGCAUGCAGAGUCAAUGCCAAAUAUGGAGGUUUAUUGUGUGGAAUCCACACAGGCUAUAGUUUCGUUGAACUCUAGUGUAGCAUUGAUCCAUUAUUACUGUUCACAGUUGCCUGGAGACAGAUAUUAUACACCUCGGCCGACAUUUUAUAUCAACAAGGAAAUUGGUGAGUGCAUAAUGGAACUACCUAGGAAUUGUCCUGUCUUGACUGUUAAGGUUCAGGGUAAAUGUAAUAUGUUGAAGCAAGUAGCAUGUCUUGAGGCAUGCAAGAAGCUGCAUGUAGCUGGAGCGUUGACAGAUAAUCUCGUACCAGCAAAGGAGAAAGAAGAAGAAGAAGAAGAAGAAGAAGAAGAAGAAGACGACGAAAUUGGAAUUGAAAAAGGAAGGGAGGAUUGCAAGGUUCCCUAUCCUCUUUAUGUCCCAAAUAAAUUGGUUGGAGAAUGGGAUUUAGAUAUGGCCAAAGUGCCAUUUCAUUGCUACAUUUUGUCUUUCAGAGGGAAGUUUUCAUACUGUGUCCCUUUCUGCAACGUGCUGCUACUUAGCAGGCAGAAAUUUGAUACAACUGUGGAAAGCAUGCUUAUACAGCUGGAGACAACUCAUGGUGGUGUUGAUGUUCAAAGUGCAUAUUGUGGAUCACUUGACCUUACUUCCCAUGAGGUUGAGAUUGCAAGGAAAUUUCAAGUAACUGUUCUUGGGCUUCUGAUGGAUCAGAAACUGGAUAAACUGAAUGAAAGAAUCAAUAAAACUGGAAAGCCAAAUAUGAUGUAUUUGCUUCUACCAGUGCUUAACACUACUUUUCAGGGACUGGCUUCAUCCAUAGAUUGGGCAUGCAUUAAAAAGGCUUCUUUUCAUGAAAUACAGUCACAUGAAAAAAUAUCUAACAACAACAGAAAUUGUGUUCACACAGCGUUUGGAACUCUUCCGUUGGAGAUGCUUCAGAACUCUCUUGUUGAAACACCACAUAAUGGAAGGUUGUAUUAUGUGACAGAUGUGUCGAAGGAUUUAAAUGCUAAUAGUACAAUGGUAUCAGCAAAAGUCACAAUUGGUCAAAUGAAGACGUAUAUUCAACAUUUUAGAGAGCAAUAUGACAUUAAUAUUAAGUUCCCAGGGCAGCUUCUUUUAUGUGCUAGGACUCUUUUCAGUGUACGCAAUUUUUUGCUAAGGCGGCCUCAAGUAGAAAAAGAUACAGUGACCAAUGCUGAGGUGCACUUACCACCAGAGCUUUGCAACCUAGUAAGCUAUGGCAUACCCAUAAGUGUUCUAUACACAUUUUCAUAUCUUCCUUCUGUUAUGCACCGAAUUGAAAGUGUACUUAGUGCAGCUCAGUUGCAAAAGAUAUUUUCAAGCAAUCAGCCAUAUAACAUCUCAACCUUCAAGGUUCUUGAGGCAUUAACAAGCAAGAAAUGCCAAGAAUGCAUGUCACUAGAAUCCCUUGAGACCCUUGGCGAUGCCUUUCUGAAAUAUGUGUCCAGCCGACAUUUAUUCACAGCAUAUGCUCAAAAGCAUGAAGGCCAAUUGACUUCUAAGAGAAAACGCAUUAUUUCAAACUAUGCUCUUUGCAAGUUUGGUUGUGAUCGAAACUUACCGGGUUAUAUGCAUGAUGAACCAUUCAAUCCAAAAAAAUGGAUUAUACCUGGGGAGCAUAUACCUUCGUCGCGUCAAUUUUGUCAGGACACAUCUGAUUCAAUGAAGAACUUAUACGUCAAAGCUUAUAGAUUGCUAAAGUUAAAGAAAAUUGCAGAUGUUGUGGAAGCUCUUAUUGGUGCCUUUCUUAUUUGUGCUGGGGAAAUCGGAGCUGUGAAUUUCAUCAAGUGGAUAGGAAUGAACAUUGAUCUUCCAUCAAAGAUAUCCAUCACUAAUAACCUCGAUAAAAGAAUUCCAACCAGUGUUAAUAUUUCACAUAUGGAGUCAUUGUUGCAUUAUUCUUUUCACAAUCGCAAUCUAUUAGUGGAAGCCAUGACGCAUGCGUCAUAUCAAGUUCCGUGGGUUUCUGGCUGCUAUCAGCGUCUUGAAUUCCUUGGAGAUGCAGUGCUAGAUUAUGUUAUAACAUUAUACUUGUACAAUAAAUACCCAGGAUUGACACCUGGAGUUUUGACUGAUUUGAAAUCUGCUGCUGUUAAUAAUGAUUGUUAUGCCCAAGCGGCAGCGAAAUGGAACCUGCACCAACAUCUUCUUCAUGCAUCAAAUCCUCUUCAUAGGCAGAUUACAAAUUUUGUCCAGCUGAUUGGCAGCUCAUCAGAAUCAACAAGUCACUCCUACGGCUGGUUCACCGGAGAAACAGAAGCUCCAAAGGUUUUGGGAGACAUGAUUGAAUCGAUUGCUGGUGCAAUUUUUGUUGACUCGGGAUUCAACACAGAAAUUGUUUGGACUGCUAUGAAGCCUCUGUUAGAACCCAUCGUCACCCCAGAGACUUUAUGCUACCAUCCAGUUCGUGAGUUACAAGAGUUAUGCCAAAAGGAAAAUUAUGAAUGGAGCUACAAUCGUACUGAAAAGCAAGGGAAAUGCUGUGUAGAAGUUCAAGUUAAUGUGGGGAAUAGUGUAUAUACUGAAACUUGCGAUGCCGCAAAUAAAAAAACUGCAAAGAAACUUGCAGCUGAGAAGGUUCUUAUACCUCUUAAGGGCAUUUCAAAUCAAAGGAGAUGAAAGAUUAGAGGGUAACAAGCGCUGGUGUGACGAGGAUGCUCCAUGCAAAUUUUAUUGAUUAUACACCUUAAUGGGUUCUAGAGAUCAAGUGAGUCAAAGGAUAUAAAAAGUCAUAAUCGUUUUCAUCAUAUUUUUUGGUGGAAUCUUUAACUCUGCAUUAAGCUAUUUGUUUGAUGAACAAUUUCCAUGGAUAGUCAUUUCUUCCAUGACAUUUAUUUUUAUUUCAUAUACAUUAAUAUAUUAUUUUGUGGCAUCUCAAAAGAAAGCUAGUAAGGGAGAGAAGGAUAGUUACACAUUGAUAUGGAGAUUUUAAAUCUUAAGUCUUUUGUAUUUAUUGUAUGUAAUACUUUAUAAUGGUCUAUUGUGUAACAAUUAUUAACAUUGUGGGCUAUUCACAAUUCCAUACAAAUAAUUGGUGUUUUCA
This is a messenger RNA of Cryptomeria japonica (Japanese cedar), 5260 nucleotides long. Its product is annotated as endoribonuclease Dicer homolog 2. Gene Ontology annotation, cellular component: nucleus; cytoplasm. Gene Ontology annotation, molecular function: RNA binding; ATP binding; protein binding. Lineage: Eukaryota; Viridiplantae; Streptophyta; Pinopsida; Cupressales; Cupressaceae. The coding region runs from base 514 to 4836 and encodes 1440 amino acids. The transcript has 23 exons. Gene Ontology annotation, biological process: siRNA processing. The record is from RefSeq and is a predicted model, not a curated record.